Molecule: messenger RNA, 975 nt
Organism: Symbiodinium sp. CCMP2592
Lineage: Eukaryota; Dinophyceae; Suessiales; Symbiodiniaceae
Source: the annotation of a GenBank genome assembly
AUGUCUAUUUCUGUCACAGUGACCCUUCUCAGUGGCACCCACGCAACCGUUACCCUUCCUAGAGAUGCAACUGUGGCAGAUCUGCGACAGAAAGCACAGAGAGCUCUGCAAACACCUUUGGGGAAACUUACCAGUGCGUCUGGAACGCUGUUAGGCGGAUGUGGCACACUGACGCAAUCCGGAGUCGACGAUGGUGACACCAUCACAGCCGUUACCCGGGCUGUGGCCGUGGCCGCAUCUUAUCGAGCAUUUGCUCUCAUCCGGGCAGACGGCUCCGUCGUGACAUGGGGUUGUCCUGGUAGUGGUGGCGACAGCAAUGCUGUGCAACACCAGUUGCAUGGUGUGCUGCAGAUUCAGGCUGCCGAAUGUGGUUUUGCUGCCCUGCGAGAGGACGGAGUGGUAGUUUCAUGGGGCAACCUCGCCGAAGAAGAUGAGAGCUACGACGUAGAUGAGCACUCAUGUCCUCUCCCGAGCGGAGCUCGUGAUGUGCGACAGAUCCAAGCAGCAACGCACGCCUUUGCGGCUAUCAAAGAAGAUGGGUCUGUGAUUACCUGGGGUCGACGCGAUGCUGGCGGAGACAGCAGUAAGGUGCGUGACCAACUUCACAAUGUGCGGCUCGUCCAGGCAGCAAAAAGGGCCUUUGCCGCUCUUCGCACCGACGGAACUGUGGUGACAUGGGGGGAUGACGAUAUGGGCGGGUACAGUGAGUAUGUGCAAAGCAAGCUCAAGGACGUUGUGCACAUCAAGGGCUGCGGAGAGGGCUUCAGUGCGAUUACUGCAAGUGGCCACGUGGUGUCUUGGGGGUUCAUGGAGCUCUAUGACUACGAGAGGGUACCGGAGAUAUACAAUACCACGCUUUCAGGUGUGGAUCACUUUCAGGGUUGCGGAAGUGCCUGGGCGGCCGUGAGCAAAGAUGGGCAGCUCGCGGCCUGGGGCCCUCAUUCUCAUGAACCCUCCAGCAAGUCUCUUAGAUGA